UUUCUACUUAUGAGAAUUCGAUGCCAAAGAAAUUACCAAAACAUAUUUAAUUUAUAAUUCGAUAAUCUGAAAUCAAAAUGCCAGAGAUAGGAGCAAUGAUGCGGGCGUUAGAGCUGCAGCGAUUACUCGAAGACAAAGUGACUGAGUGGCGGGAGAGGUCAACGAGGGUCGCCGGGGCGAGCGUGGCCGAGUCUUAUCAACAACCGCUCAACUUCAAGCGACACACAAACAGACGCAAAAACAGCGCUGAAAUAAACAGAAUUAUCGCAAAGUACUCGAAGCCCAACAAGCGGACAGUCGAACCGAUCGUUGCAUCGAUAAAUAAUGUCCCACCGCCACAACGCCCUGCCAGACAGAAAAAGAUUCAAUCCAAUUUAAAAUUAUCCAAGAGCGAAGAUAACCUCGUGCAAGCGACGAUUAUGGAUCACCCCGACCCCUCAGCGGAAUGUAAGUCGCGAUUUAACUUCAGCAAAUACAACGCCAGAAGCUGCGAAGACGUCACUGCGUUUGUUGACAUCGAACGCAACAGAAAAAGCAGGCAUUUUGAAGAAAACAGCAUUCUCAACGAGAAAGUAGUUACUCCAGAAGUGCCUAUACGAAUAAAAAGAUUACAAAGUAUCAGUGAGGAUGGAUUAGGCACAUCCACAUCUAAUCUUAAGGACAGUGGUAUAGAAGUCAGGACAUCGAAUUUUGCUACAUCGACUCCUAUUUCUAGGAGAAGAGUAGUGAGUGAAAAUGUAGCCGGUUUUGAAAAGUGUUCCAAAAAACCUAGUGGUGAUAGUGCGUUAAGAAAAGGCAGUUCGGAACCAGACAUUCUGAGUGUGAGUCCCAGUGAAGAGUCUGUCGGGACAGUGGGUUCUAAAAAGACUUUGAAGAGUCGGUGGAAGCUGCUAAAGCCUCCUUUUCGUAAAGGGACGUUGGAUUGUUUGAUACGUUGGCGAGGAAAGAAACAGCACGCCCAGGAAGAGAGGAUCCAAGAAGUGGACGAUAGCUUCUUCGAGAAAUUCGGCUCUUUAUUAAAGCAGGUGUCACUAAAAGCCGCCAUAGAAGAGGCGACCCCUCUAGCCCCUCUAAAAGAAAUCGAGGAAAAUGAUGGCGAGAAGGCCGAGGCGGAGCUCCUGGGGGAGAGCAGGAGUCUCGCGAGGGAUACUGACAGUGGGAAUGAAACACUAUUGGACACGGAUUCCGAGCCAGAAGAUCCUGAAAAGAUCGAGCGACUUGUCGAGGCCAUUGAUUGGAACAUCGAUGAACUGUACCUGGAAAUCCUGUAUGAGAUCCUGCACAAUGUCGGCGGAUGUGACGUAGGCUGCGAGGCGGGGCAGCUGGCCAUGCUGUCCUAUGUCCAGGACGCCUUCAAGAUCUCUAAUGACAAGCACAAGCAACUCCUUACACAGGCGGAAGCUAAGGAACCUCCAGAACUGAUGCUAAACGUGGAACUAGUAGAGGCUAAAGACUUAGUGCCAAAGGACCCGAACGGUCUGAGCGACCCGUUCGUGACGAUAUACCUGAUGUCCAACUCCUCGCACCGGUACAACACGUCGGUUAAGUCAAGCACGCUCAAUCCUGUCUGGGAGGAGUAUUUCUCGUUGCCGAUGCGGGAAAACCUUCAGGAGGACUCUCUUUGUUUAGAAGUCUGGGAUUUCGACCCCGCUGAGACAGUAAAAGAGAAGAUGACCAAGAUGUUCGAAGUGAAAGGGGUGAAGGGCUUCCGGAAGCUGAUGAAAGAGAUAGCCAUCACCGCCUCCUACGGCAAACAUGACAACGAACUCAUUGGCACAGCUAACAUUCCCCUCAAGUCGAUCCCAGCAAGUGGUAUGACAAUGUGGUUCAACCUUAGCAAGAAGAGCAAGCUACGGCGCCAGGGCGUGGUGAAGGUCCGGCUUAACUUCUCUUCCGAGAAGAACUCCCAGGUCGCGGCGCAGGAGCACCGCCAUCUGCUCAGGAUCAUGCUACUCCAUGAACUGGAGAAUUCCAAGGUGGCCCCAUACUGGUGGUGCGGCAACUUCAGCGGCCCCGCGGAGGCCAUCUUAACCCAGCAUGUGGCGCAAAGUGGCCUCUCGCCCACAGAGAACGCGCUCGCGCAGUGGAGUGUGUACUGCUCGCUUACUGUCGACCACCCGCUCAGCUUCGCUCUCUUCAACAUGCUGUUGGAGAAGAUCACCAAGCCUUUACAAUCUGGUCUCAUAAAAGAAGAGGACGUCAAGCUAUUCUGGGAUGGCGCCAAAAAACUGCUCCCGACAUGCUUCGGACAAAUCAGAAAGCUGAGGAAAAAGACCGCUGGCGACAACACCGUCAUGAAAACACUUAGAGAAGUCAUGAAAAUACUGUACAAAUUGUCCAUGUUAGACGUUCCUGACUCCGUUGAUCUGUUUCCUAGUAACGUAUACGGUUGGUUGCGGAGUAACGAUAACGGAAGGUUGACGAUUCAUGAGGUGUUGAACCAGGCGGCUAUCCAAGGCGCUUCCGAUUGGUUCGUGCAUAUUCUGGACAACAAUGAGUGUAAGGAUAAGACGGAGGAGUCAAGGUUGCAGCAUCUCAUCAGGGUGAUUCAGCUCGUGCGCUCUGAUCUGCAGAGAGCUAUUGAAUACCAUGAUAGAGUUUUCAUUGAAGUUAUGAACUUCCCAUACUCCAAAGCGCUUUACGGACUAUACGAGAGCAAGAUCGCAUCUCUAGUGGAGCCCGAAGUAAUAGAAGUGUGUAAAAGCUUGAAGCGGUUGAACUACAGCGAGGGCUCGACGAGCAGCGUGCACCUCGCGGGGGGCCUCGACGGCGCCACGGGGCUGGGGGCCCCGCGCGUGGAGGACGAGCCGCUGGCCAUGGGGACCACUUUGUUUGAGCUGUAUCUGGCGCUGCAGAGGUUUUUGAUACUAGGCCAAGGACUGAAUGAAACAGACUGGAGCUCAUACGCCAUAUCCAAAUUCCACUGGUGGUUCUUUGGUGGCGUGGCCCAAUGGCUCGACAUUGCCGCCUACAAGGCCCUGACUCGCAUAGAGAAAGCCGUGGACUUGGACCCACUCACUGUCAUUGACAGUAGCGUGAAAUACAGCAGUUCGGCUGUGGAUACGCUGCAGAUAUUUUAUCAGAUAAAGAUUUUCUGGACUCAGUUGGCGUGGCCUGAUGUGGAAGGGAGCUACACGUUUGUGGCUAAGAUUAUUGAUGACAUAUGCCGUUGCUGCGUGUUCUACUCUGACCGCAUGUCGGGCCGCGUGGACAACGCUGGCCGGGUGAGCACCGUGUUCGAGGAGCGCUUCGAGGUCACCAGUGAGUGGUGUGUCGCCAUUAACAACAUCGACUACGUGCGCCAGAGUCUGGAACCCUUCGUGGAAGAGUUGGGCAUGGACGACAUCAUACAGAGGCUGUGCGAGUGCAAAUCUCCAGUUGAAGCGCAAAGAUGCAAAGACACCUUGCAGUGCGUUAUUGCCAACGCUAUCGACACAGUAAAGAAUAAAAUUGUGGAGAUCCUGGAAAUAAUGGUCAAAAAGAUGAUGCCAUCCAUCACCCGGUUCCUAAUGGAGGGCGCGGAGCUGCUCCACCAGGACUGCUCGAGCAUGGACCGCGUCAUGCGCUACCUGGAGGCCAACCUCGACACGCUCUACCAGCAGCUCAACAACGACAACUUCUCGCGCACCCUCGACAUCGUGUGGGAGCAACUAGGAGAGGUCCUCUACGAGUUGAUACAGGCCAACUUAGAGAAACGAAGACCACCCAGCUUUUUCUCCAAUCUCCACGAAUGCCUCAAAAUAAUGAUCCGAUCCUUCCGUCAAGACAACAAAGACAUAUACUCAUCAGAGACCCUAAAACGCGUAGAAUACUUACUGAAACUUCACGGCAUGGAGACCAGAGAACUGAUACACCAGUACCACUUGGAGCGGUGGCAGGAGCAACAAGCUAUUAAUGAACCGAAGAUGGGAAUACUCACAGUCAGAGCGCAGUUUAUUGAAGACAAUUUGAAGUUAGAAAUUUUGAACGCCAGGAAUUUGGUGGCGACAGAUUCUAAUGGUCUGUGUGACUCGUACGUGCGCGUGGGGCUGCUGCCUGAGGACUCGUUCGCCAACGUGAUGAAGCCCAAGACCCAGACGCAUAACAAGAAUCUCUUCCCGCUGUACGACGAAAUGUUCCUCAUCCCCCUGAGCCACGAGCAACGGCGCGUGCGCGACGGGCUGCUGCACUUCGUGAUCAAGGACAAGGACAUGUUCAGUAUGUCGAACACGUUCGUGGGCGAGGCCUACCUCGGCUUCGGCGACGUGCCCGACACCGCCGCGCCCAUCACCAGUCUGCAGCAACAGCACUUGCCGCUCACGAGGCCCAGUGCCAUAGAUGGGGACGCGAUAAAGGCGCUCGAAUCGCGGCAGGGCGACAAGCAAGCACGGGAGUUCCUCAAGAAACAGCGGCAGAAGAUGCCCGGCAAACAGUUCUUCUCGCUCAGCUGAACAGACUAUUGCUUCUAAAUUGUCUAAUAUACCACUCAAUUAUUCAAACGGUAAUAACAUUAUUAGUUUAUGAGCUAUGGAUUCGUAUGGAUUAUUAUAACACGCUAAUAAUAUUUAAUUACCGUUGAACCAUGUAAUCAAUUACAUGAGAAGUAGAGGUAUUUCAAAUUCAGCAGCAAUAUACCAUCCAUUGUAGCGGUUAACCGCUGAAAUUUCAAGUCGUGUACCUAUACAUAAUAUGUAUAUCGAUACUCCAAUAUCAAAUGAUAAACACUAUAAAUAACGAUACAUUAUGGCUGUCACUUUAGUUUAAUGACCUUAUUUUGUAAUCAUGAAUAUACCUAAAUAAAACUAUUUCACUAAAAGUGCCAGGAGUGAACGUAGCUGAUAAAAUAUUUUCAAGCUAAUUGCUAACAGUACGCGAUAUUUUGUAGUACCUACUCGAAUCCAUUGCCGUAUGAAACUGUUGUAAAAUUAUGUAUCAGAUUUAAAACAAUAACUAUACUUAUCAUACUUCCUUAAUUUAAUAUUUCUCAAGUUUUCCAUAAGCCAGCUGUAUUCUAUCAGGUAGAGACUAACGUUAUAGUAACUAUAUAAUAAAAUAAUUAUACGAAGCACUUAAGUCACUCGUCAAUCCUGUUAAAAAUAGGUUGAUUUAUUCGAGAGAUUUAAGUGAUAGGAGCACAGUGUAGCAGUUCAGUUUUAAAAUGAGUACAUAAUAAAUAGUGUUUCUCAAUUAUUUGUGACAAUAAUGACAUAGUACACGUAAUUUGUUAGUUGAAGAAAAUGUUUAGCUGGAUUGUUUUUACUCGUUUUAAUUAUUUCAUCUUUAUGCGAAUCUAAAUAUUUGUCCGCAAUAUUUUUCAUAAGCGAUAUAGAUACACGUGUGUUCUAUAGACUGAUAUAUUGUCUUAUUAUGUCUUAAAUUAAGUAUGUAGGUAUGUAACUUUAAAGCGUUUGAAAAGAGCAUUUAAUAAUUUUGGCUCGGAAUCUCUGUUUGAACUGUGGAUUUGGGAUAUCUUUUUUUAGAUUGGCCUUCUGUAUAGGUCCCCGUUGUAAUGUUUAUUCCUUUCUUCUUGAGUAGGUAAAGUAUUAACGAAAAAACCUACUCCUGUUGAGAAAUGAUAUGGGAUUUAAUUACUCGCUAAAUGAAAAUUAAGUUUUAGUCUUGAUGUGUAAUCAGUUUAGAUGUUAGGUAUAUAAGAAGAUAGGAAGAUGCCCUAAACUAUUUAUUUAUAUCGUUAAAGUAAAUAAGCUACCUACUUGAAGCAAUAAAUAAAACAAGACCGAAGUGAUCCCAUAAGAGCACCGUGAACAAAGUUUUGUACGGUGCUCUAAAAACUUCUUUGCAUAAUUUUACUAAAGGUAUGUAUAUGUCCCUUUAAUACCUAUUACUAAUAUUAUUAAAACAAAGCCAAUUAAAUAAGGUUGUCGGCUUUACCAAAUAAAUGUGCUUGACAAAAAUUGAUUUAACUGAUCACAGAGGCUCUACCUCUAUCGGAACCAAGAACGGAUAAGAAGAAUAAGAAUAAGAAUGAAUAGGAGACGUAAAUAACGAAAUUUCGAUUUUUCGUUUCUGUGGUAGGUCCUUAGAUGUUUGCCAUAUUGUCGUUACCUAUCGCUAGAUCGCGUUGUGUUGUCGCUUUUGUCGUACUUAAGACAAGAUUCUUACAGUUCAAUUCACUCAAAUCGAUAUGGCGCAUUUGGCAGAUACGACGACAUUUUUUUUUAUUGUGUAUGUAAAUUGUACGAAUGCGAUAAGGGUGCAUGUAUCUAAGUGUUAACAAGUAGAAUCCUAUAGGCUGCGCAUGAGCUCCGGGGAAUUGUAGGUUUUUUAAACCCUUUACAGCGACGAACAUACCCUCUCGCUUUUUUAGUCAAAAAAAUCGUCUGAGCUCGUGCACAAACUCAAUUUUGCUUUCGACGAUCGAAAUGUAGAAACUUUUGUACUAAUACUUUUAUAGAAUACAAUAGUUUUAGUAGCGGCUAUGUUCUGUGAUAAAGAGAUGUGCCUUACUUUAUUUCUAUGCGUCUACUCACUGAAAAGGCAUAUUUUCUUUUUAUUUUUUUUGGUUUUACUUCGCUCUAUAUGCAGAAUAUUUAUUGUUUUUUUGUAAUAUCUUUAUUUUGAUAUAAAAGAAAUGCCAAUAAAAUUGUAUUUACUUA
Molecule: messenger RNA, 6596 nt
Organism: Cydia fagiglandana
Lineage: Eukaryota; Metazoa; Arthropoda; Insecta; Lepidoptera; Tortricidae
Gene: stac
Product: protein unc-13 homolog 4B
Exons: 18
Coding region: 78-4430 (1450 amino acids)
Cellular component (GO): secretory vesicle
Source: RefSeq, a predicted model, not a curated record